AUGGCAGCAUUUGGAGGACAUCUUUCUGCGUGCGCAUGGCUUUUAAGGGCAGCCGCGGACCCAGCCGCGAUGACAAAGACGAAGGCCACGCCAUUGCACUUGGCCGCGCAAGGGGGCCAUUUAGACGUGGUGAAGCUCCUGUUGCAGCCAGAGGCCUUCGACAUUGAGCAAGGCGAAUCCUGGCCAAAUGCUUUGAGCACCGACCUCUGGCGGUGCACGCCGCUUCACCGAGCGGCUGAAACUGGUGCAGAAGAGGUUGCGCGCCUCCUGCUGCAGCAGAGAGCAGCAGCGGACAAGGCUGAUCGAGAGGGAAACACUCCAUUGCACAAGGCAGCCAACUUGGGUUCCGGCCCUCUUCUGCGGUUAUUGACCCAGCAAUCCAAAGUGCAGCUGGACUUCGCAAACAAUGAUGGCUUUUCGCCGCUUGACAUCUGUGUGCGUGAGAAGCAUGCGGUUGCUGGGGAAGUAUUGGUUUCAGCAGGGGCAAAGCUUGUCAAGGACAUUCGGAAACAUCCGCCGACACUUCACGCUGCUGCAUCAUCUGGGUUGCCAUUCCUUUGUAGCUAUGUCCUCAACGGUGAUCAGCGACUCAUCAAGAAGCAGAUUGCAGAAUUGGACGGCUCAGGGAGGUCGCCACUCCUUGUCGCAGCCAGUCUUGGGCAUACUGCAGUAGUGGCACGUCUCCUAGAGAUCCCAUGCUGCAGGGAGCAGUUGGAGAGCAUCACAAGAUGCGGCGUUACUGCCCUGCAUGCAGCCGCAUUUGCCGGGCAUCGUGAUGUCCUGGAACUGCUGCUGGAGCGCUCUGCGAAUUUGCAGCUGCCUGAUGGCAACGGGAUAUCUGCUCUUGGUCACGCUGCAAGAGCCGGACAUGUGGAACUUAUGCGCUGGCUCCUCGAGCGUGGCUUGGAGCCCGAUGCUCGCAAUGAUAGCGAGCGAACCGCCUUGCACUUUGCCGCUGCAGCUGGUCAAGUCUCUGCUUGCGAGGUCUUGCUGGACGUUGCUGAGGAGUCAUCUGCACUGCUGGAGGCACAAGACUGGGAAGGGGCAACAGCGGCCCAUAUGGCUAUCAGAGGUGGCCAUGCUGCCGUCUGCCGGCUCCUAGCCACACACCGUGCUGACCUCCAGGCUGACUUGGACUUCGGCGUCACACCCCUGCAGAUUGCAGCCGACUCUGGCCACCAGGAGGUGCUGCUGCUGCUCCUCGAAGAUCUGGCAGGCGACGCGCAUCCAGAUGCCUUGCACAAGGCCCUGACAAAAGGCCGCGUGUCGGAUGGUCGUACCCCAUGGCUCCUCGCAGCAGCCGAAGGGCACCGACAGGGCUGCGAGAGCAUCUGGUGUGCCUCAAAGGCCUGUCUGGGUAUGGACCUCCCGUUAUCUCAUGACCGCGCUGGACGUACCGCAAUGAUCCUGGCCGCAAAAGGUGGCCACGUCGACGUGUGCGUCUGGCUGACUGAAUCAGGUUGUUGCCCUGGCGGCCUCCACGAGCGGGACGCCUGCGGCUGGACACCACUGCAUGCUGCGAGCGCAGAGGGCCACAAGCCAAUGGUGGAGUGGCUCCUGUCCCAAGGAGCUGACCUGCUUUCUGUGGACGAAGACGGCCGCACAGCACGAAAUUGGGCAGAGCUGCGGCAGCACGGAGCAAUCGAAUCUGCUGCAACUUUCUCCUACAUCCUGGCCACGUUGGAGCUGCUGCUGCAUACGGCCUCGACCCUGGAGCUCUACUCAGGCUCCGUUUCUUUCAAGUGCGAGGGCCUGAAUCCGGGCGAUCACGUAGAGGUGACAGCCCCGGUCCGUUACGGCCUCUUGGAGGUAGCCGGUCAGGCGUUCACUGUGCUUCUUCUUUGUGUAUCGCUCUGGUUGAAUUUUCGCGCUGAAUGGCGGAUCUGCUGCAGCUGCGAAGCAAAGGCUCUGCGUGCAGCCUUUGGCGAGGAUUACCUAUGUCGGCCGCUGAUCUGCCCACGAAGCAAGCAUCCAAUGCUUUCCCAGGUCUAUGGAAAAGAGCUGUUGCUGAUCGAAAAAAAUUCAGGUGAGCUUCCGCUAUCGUAUCCAGACUGCUGGGGAGAGGACUCUGACUCGCUGCAGUUGCAGUUCCAGGACUUCUCUGAACAGGCUACACUGCCUGCCCGUCGCCGCACGAAUUUGUUGAUGGUUGGAGGUCUUGGGAUUGUCCUUCUCCACGGCGCAUCCACAUCCUGUUGGGGCUGCAUCAAUGAAAUCACCCUGGGACAAUCUGGUGGACUCUUCGAUGUUGAGUCACAGCUCCUCUUGCUAGGCUCCUGUGGCCGGCACAAUGGAAGCGGCAUUCCCUGUGUGCUGGCAGCUUGCUGCUUGGCAGUUCUAUUGCUAGCGCAGAUGGUCAUCCUGGCCGCAGGUGUCAAAAGAGACGUCCUGCAGGAGGAUGAUCAGAUGGCAAUCACGCUGAUGGACUUCCGUGAGUAUCAGGAUAAUCUUCUGUAUGGGGUCCUGGCAGACCAACAGGUGCGGAGCCAUGUCUGGUUGCGCCCAGAAGCGGAUAGCUGGGACUUCGCGGACUUCCUGCAGGAAUCGACAGCAGCAAGCCGUGGCAAAUGGCGGAGAAGUCAGGGGGUUGUCGGCGGCAUUCGAGUUAUUCGCAACCCGGAGGAGGAGCACUGGAUGGCCGUGCACUGCAAGGGCCUGCCAACGGACGAAGGCCCUUCUACGGUCUACAUCGAGUUCGAGCGGCCUGGCCACACUGACGGAGCAACUGCAUCUGUUCUGCGGCAGAUGGUGCCUGUGGACUUCCUGCCGGGCGCGUUCGUGUGCUCCCUGAACGUCGGCAGAAGGCAGGCCUGGAACAGCCUCUCUCUGAUUCUGUCGGGAGCAGCGAUGGCCCUGAUAAUGUUCGACUUGGGUUUCCACUUGCAGUACUCCGUGCAAGGCACCCUCCUGAAAGAUUGCGAAGACAUCCUCAGCAUCUUGGCAAUUGUGGUCGCUGUCUCGAGCUGGAGCCUCGUGAUCGAAUCAAUGUCCGCUCAGCCCUGGGGGUGCCUCGGCAGAGUUCAAGGAGGGCAAUGGGAAAACGUUGGCUAUGUUCGAGAGAAGGGUCUGCUCUUGUUAAUGCGAGCUCCGCCUGUGCCGCACAAAGCCAGCUCUCAAAGGGAGCUGCGUAGCACGGCUGUGUUCGUGACCUGCUUUGAGCCCGCAUUCCGUGUUGAACUGGCGUGCAUACUGGCCCAAAGCGUUGCUCUGAUCAACUAUGCUGCUGUCAACCUUCACAAGCAACUAGCCUCUGUCCUCGUCCAUCCGGACAAGAACCGCCAUCCAGAUGCGACGCGUGCUUUUCAGCGAGUGGCUGCAGCUUGGGCGACCCUCUCUAACGAGGACAAGCGACGCGCGUACGACCGCGAGCUCCUGGAUGGUGAUCAAUGCGAUGACAUCCAUAUGACGGCAGAGGAAGCCUUCGCAGCGUUCGCUUUUGCCGCAGCCUGCGCAGCAGGUGGCGCAAGUGGCGCCGGCCCAGCUUUCGGAGACAUGGCCGAGACGCUUUUCUGGGCACAACAGCUGGGCCAGAUGAACGGCUGCGGGCAAAGCCAGCUUCUGGGAACGCAAUUGCCUGGCUUUGGUUUUCCUGCGUCUCCCUUCGCAGCGGGCGCAGCUGCGCCAGCUGGGUCGGUAGCUGCGAGCUUUGGCGGCAUUGCCCUGUCAGUUGGCCUUUGGUCUGCUGGCCUGGCCGUCAGCAUCGUGGGCCUGCCACGGAUUGGCGGCUUUGCAAGGCGCUUGGCGGUGCUGCAGGGAAUCAGCCAGGUGGUGAUUGCUUCGCAGGUGCCAGCCGUUCGCAGUGCUGCAUUUGCAGCUGCAUCGCUGGGAGCUGCCAGGGUGCAGCAAGUGGCAGGAGACUUCGCAGAGCGGAAUCCGCAGAUAAGCGGCAUUGCCAGUAAGGUCAAGACUCAUAGCUACCAAGCGGCAGACUCCAUCCGGCAUGUGGUCGACCAGCACGUCAGCAUAGAUGUGGCUGGGGCGGCAGAGCGGGUGAAGGCACACAGUUCCGCAGCAGUCACACAGGUUCGCCGGCUGGUCGAUCAAAGCUGUGGCUCUUCGGACCUCUGGACUGGUCGAUCCUGCUUGGGCUGGUACCCAGAUGAGAGCGACAGCGAAGAGGAAGAGAACUGGUAUGUUCAGAAUAUGAGGCUUCGGCGACAACGUCCAUGGAAGCCUCGGGCUGGUACCUGGGUGAAGCUGUCCAACCUGCAGAGGGCCCGUCAUUUGGAGGGCUCGCUCGGUGAGGUUCUCGCUUUCGACCGUGACAGCGGCCGCUACCUCGUGCAGCUCUUUCCUCCCCAGAAUGCGCCUGUCUUCCGGGGCCAGUGCUCAGAGUCGCCCAUCGUCUCCAAGCUGGUGCUUCUCCAGCAUCUUGGCGUCGAGCUAGUCAUGGAUCAGCUUAAGAUUCAACGGAACGGGAUGGCUGAGAACUCAUUGUGCGGAGAUUUCCUGCUAAGCUUCCAGAAAGCGAUGAACGGAGCGACAGAUGGAGUGCUCGAGGUUAAUGCUGCAGUCAGCAAUGUGGCGCGGCCGCGGAGGAUGAGCUCAGAUCUCCGGCUCGUGGUCCAGGAUGAGGUUGUGUCUGAGUUGCGCGCGCAGAGGCUCGACAUUGAUCAGCUCCAGCGGCAUAGCUCGACACUCCGCGAAGAGAUGGAAAAGCAGAAGCAGGUAGUCAAGCUCCUGAUGCUUUCAAACGAUCAGCUCCUGGCUGUGGUUGAGGAACAGCGUGCCCUCAUUGAGCAGCUCCGCUCAGAACUACGGCUCAGCGCGUCAAGGACAGCACCACCAUCCGUACCUGACUGUGAGAAGGAGGACUGGUUUUUCUGCAAUGUGGGGUUCGGCUUGGAGGCUACUGGAAGCCACCAAGGCGCCUCAGACUAUAGGGUUUGGCCAAUUUGA
This is a messenger RNA of Symbiodinium pilosum, 4899 nucleotides long. The record is from the annotation of a GenBank genome assembly. Lineage: Eukaryota; Dinophyceae; Suessiales; Symbiodiniaceae.